This is a messenger RNA of Corvus hawaiiensis (hawaiian crow), 510 nucleotides long. It is a transcript of the gene NDUFB4, whose product is annotated as NADH:ubiquinone oxidoreductase subunit B4. The transcript is spliced from 3 exons. NCBI's taxonomy places the organism in Eukaryota, Metazoa, Chordata, Aves, Passeriformes, Corvidae. The coding region runs from base 1 to 411 and encodes 136 amino acids. Gene Ontology annotation, cellular component: mitochondrion. The record is from RefSeq and is a predicted model, not a curated record.
AUGGCGUCGGCGCCGCCUCCGUCGGCGGCCAAGCUGUACUCGGCGAACAGCUUCGUCUCGCUGCCCGCCGAGCUCAAGUCCGACACCUACGACACAUCGCGGGAGAAGCGCCGCGCCGAGGCCGAGCGCCUGGCGAUCCGCUGCCAGCUCAAGCGGCAGUACCAGCUGCAGCUUAACGACCCCAGCCCGCCCGCCAUCAUCGACAAUCCCGCUUUGGUCCGCUGGGCCUAUGCGAAGUCGCAGAACGUCUACCCUACUUUCCGCGCGACACCCAGGACGUCCUUUCUAGGAGCUGCUUAUGGGUUAGGUCCCCUCCUCUUCUGGAUUUUUGUCUUAAAAGCUGACAGGGAUCUUAAAGAGAAGCGUAUCCAGGAAGGUAAAUACAAGCGACCAUUCAGUGUAUUCUUCUAAGGUCCUGGAAUUGCAGUGAUGUUCAUGGGAUAUAAAUAAAAUAAGAUGUAUUAUGUGAUGACAUUUCUCUGUCAUAAGAAUAAAUCUUAAUUGCUUGUU